GCCCGAGAUGCCCACCAUUAUUUCCUAGGAGGCUCCCACGGCGGCCAACCCAGUAUGGGAGGCGCCUCCAACAGGUGAGGCAUUCCAAAUAUUGCCUUGUCUUCGCCGUAGCCGUUUUGGCUCAAGCCAUCUUGGUUCAAGGCUGCAAGGGGCUGCUAUAUGAAUGCGUGUUGAAUCUUAACGUGUGCGUUUUCGCAAUUCAUCAGCAGAUGGUUCUCUCUUGCAUCGCCGCCAUUGCCUUUGGCAGGCUGCUUUUAUGUCAGUGAUCCGCGCUGGGUUUGGACGUGCGUUGUUGUCUGGUGGGGGCUAUCUGCACGCAUUGCGAUUGCUAGAAGGGCGGCAUUGGCGUGCAAUAGGUUCUUCCUGCAGACACUUUUCUGUUGGACCUUACCCGUGGGAUGUGAUUGAACGUCGAUGCCGGCGUCUUGAGUCAUUUCGGAAGCGCCUGAUUCGGCCACCAUGUCAGAGCUUCGUCGUAGAUGGAAAGGUGUAUUCAUUACCCGUCCGCGCUCAGGACCCGUCUGGUGAUAGCGAACAUGCUCAGAACUCAGUCUUAGAUUAUUUCGCAGGGUUCUUCGACGGAGAUGGUUGCGUGUCCUCCAGUCGAAGCUUCGGCAAUCGAUCGCUGCAGAUGUAUCAAGCUGAAAAUAAUGUUGCAGUGCUGGUUAGGUUUAUGAAGCAGUUUGGUGGUGGUAUCUACAAGGGUUCGUCUGUGAAAGGGAGUCACCAAUGUUGUUUCAGAUGGGAGCUAAGCGGCGAGAGAGCGAGGGGCGCUGCGUCAUUGCUCAGAAGAGCGUCUGUCGUGAAGCGCGAACAGCUUGACCUUUUAGUUUCUGAGGCGCCAACUUGUCCAUUACACCGUGGUAGGCUUGCGAGCACCUUGCGUUCUCUGAAGCGUGAAGCUCCUGGCCCUUGUCAUGAUGUCAGCUGGGGUUAUGUUGCCGGAUUUUUCGACGCGGAGGGAUGUAUCCAAAUCAAGCCAUACACGCAAGUACAUUUGAAAGUAUCCCAGAAGUACGAGGAACCAUUAAUUUGUAUUAAAAGGCUGAUCGAACGAACCUUCCCAGGUGUCGAUGCGAGCCUCGUGCAGAACAGGAGUGGACACUACCAACUUUGCGUGAGCAGAACAGCGUCAUCUUUUGCAGUGUUGGAGCAAUUGCUGAAUUCGGGCCUCGCAGGAAAAAAACAGCAGGCUAUUUUGGCCAUGUCCCUCAAUCGAAGCAAUUUUGCACGCAUCCGCGAUAGUUUAUCCGAGUUGAAAGGAAACCAGUCUCGCUGGAAACUCCUCGAUGCAGCAGGGUGCGAGAGAGCCAUGCACAUACAUAACGCACGAACCCGUUUGAAUUCUCGUGCUGGUCAAGAUAGACCUGACAGUGACUUUGCGUCUUUGCAGGGUGAGUUGUAUACGCUAAACAGUGAGCACAAGCUACGGAAUGCUGAACGGCGUCUCGCGAUGCUUCGUUGGGAUAUUCGGUCCCUUCUGCGUCAGGGUGCUAGGCUGUCUGCAGGCUGAAUUUUGGCGCUGAGAAAACAUUGCGUUGCCUUCCAGGAUCGAAGGAGUCGUCAUCUCUUCUGCUAUGGAAGGCGGCGGAAGGGCGGCGGAAGGUCGGCAGAAUGUCGGCGGAAGUACAACGGGGCCGCUUUCGCUAGCGGAAGCCGGCGGAAUGCCAGCAGAAGGCGGCGGAAGUAAACUAUGCGCCCCGACAGUCAAGC
Prorocentrum cordatum is the source of this 1713-nucleotide messenger RNA. The record is from the annotation of a GenBank genome assembly. Lineage: Eukaryota; Dinophyceae; Prorocentrales; Prorocentraceae.